Molecule: messenger RNA, 3702 nt
Organism: Panicum virgatum (switchgrass)
Lineage: Eukaryota; Viridiplantae; Streptophyta; Magnoliopsida; Poales; Poaceae
Product: disease resistance protein RGA2-like
Exons: 1
Coding region: 1-3702 (1233 amino acids)
Biological process (GO): defense response to other organism
Molecular function (GO): ADP binding
Source: RefSeq, a predicted model, not a curated record
AUGUGGGAGGACAAUAGAAAGGAGAACUGGGAUGUGCUUCUCACACCACUGCGUACCAAUGAUGCCAAGGGAAACAUGGUCAUAAUCACAACAAGAAAAUCAUCUGUAGCAAGAAUGACAGGAGCAAGACACAACAUCAACCUACACGGUUUGAAGGAUGAGGAGUUUUGGCCUUUGUUCAAAGAAUGCGCCUUUGGGGACAAAAACCAUAAAGGGCAUUUGAAACUGCAGGAAAUCGGGCGAAAGAUAGCUGACAAGCUCAAGGGUUAUCCUUUGGCAGCAAAAAGUGUAGGCAAACUAUUGAGCAGGAGGCUGGACGAUGGGUACUGGACUAGAAUUUUGGAUAACAGUGAAUGGAAGGACCAAAAAGGUGAUGAUGAUGUCAUACCAGCGUUGAAGAUCAGUUACAACUAUCUACCAAGGCACCUCCAGAAAUGCUUCUCGUACUGUUCCAUAUUUCCAAAGAAUCAGAGGUACCAUGUACAGUGGCUAGUUAACAUUUGGAUUGCCCAGGGUUUUAUACCUUUGGCCGACCAGCAUACACAAGCAGAGGAGACUGGAAGAAGAUAUCUAGCAGACUUGAUCGAUUGGGGAUUUUUCCUAAGUGAACCUCCAAGACCAUCUUUACUCAUGCAUGAUCUAGUCCAUGAUUUAGCCCAGAUAGUUUCAUCUCAUGAAUCCUUCACCAUAGAAGAGUUGAAGCCUCCAGGUGAUUUGAACUUCAUUCGUCAUGUCACUGUAAUCACCGAGUCAGCAUAUUAUGGGCAAUUCGAUGGCACCGUCCUACCGAAUAAUGAGUACUUCAUGCAAGAAUUCGCCAACACCUUCUGCACACUGCCAAAAAAGGACCUAAGAACAUUGAUGCUGUUUGGUGCACACGACUCGAGUUUUGCCAGAACAUUUCAUCACGAGCUGGGUAAUCAGAUAAGAGCGGUUCGUGUAUUGAACAUGGAAGUGGUAUAUCCGGACCUGAACAUGUUGAUACCCAAUAUCUCGGCGUUUAUCAAUCUCCGGUAUCUCUGGCUACGCUCCUUUUACAGAGGCCUUAAAUUGCAGCUGCCAGAGGCUAUAUGUAAGCUGUACCAGUUACAAGUCCUAGAUAUUAAGGACUUCAAUCCUGAGACAGUUGUGCCGAAAGGCCUGCACAAACUGCGCAACUUGCGACAUUUUUUUGCCAGAGAGCAGCUACACGCAAAGAUAGCCAGUGUUGGAGAUCUGGUUUUCCUUCAGGAGCUUAUGGCGUUUCACGUCAGAAAGGAGCAUGAGUUCGGCAUCGCACAGCUGGAGAAGUUGAAUGAAAUAAGAGGAUCAAUUAGCAUCUACAAUCUUCAGAUCAUAGAAAGCAAGGAAGAUGCCAGCAAGGCUAGGCUCAGUGACAAACAAUACCUGACUAGUUUGCGGCUGUCAUGGGAUGAUAUGCCAACAUCCUUGCGCAAACUCAAGAUCAUAGAUGUCCUUGAGCCUCCCAUGUGCCUUGAGAAACUCCACAUAGAAGGAUACAAUGGUUCUGCUCCGUCAUGGCUGGGUAGCACUGCUGUCUCUCUUACUUCCUUGCAGUCAUUACAUCUUGAGAAAUGCAAAUUCUGGUCUACCCUUCCAUCCGUCGACGAGUUGCCUCUCCUCCGAGAACUCCAUCUGAUUAAUAUGUGUCGCCUCGACAAGAUACCACUAGGCCGUGGUUUGAAGGUGUUAGAACUGUGUAACAUUCCAAGCCUGAAGCGAUUUGUUGAGAUCAAAAGUGACCAGCCAUACGAGAACCUUGAAGUCAUUGAACUGAAUGAAUGCAACUCUCUAGAGAAUUUGCCGUUCCAGCUGUGCUCUUCUGGCACACGAGCUGAGCAUCUGUUCCCCAAACUUCGCCGGGUUCAGAUAUGCGACUGCAUCAAGACUAAGUUGCCUCCCUUUCCCAUUGCGGAUGCCACAACCGAUAUAGAUGUAUGGAAUGCAUGUUUGGACUAUAUGUCGUUUCAACUUAGCCCUGCAGCAGAUGAUGAGAGUAGGCUACGCGUCAAAUUGGAGGGGCAUAGAGUAGGAGAAAUGGAAAUUUUAGACGAAACAAUAUUGAGAUUCAGCAAACUGAAGGACCUGCAAGAACUGGACAUUCGAUUGUUUCCAGAGGUGAGAUACCUGUCAUGGGAGGGACUCCAACAAAUGACAGCUUUGAAAAAAUUUAAAAUGGCAAAAUGCCCCAAACUGUUUUCAAGCAGUCCGAAACUUGUUCUGCCGGUGUCAGUUGAAGAGAUGGAGUUUGAUGGAUGUGAUAUUACAGGGAAACAGCUAUCCAAUUUGAUGUCAAGCCUGCCAUUCCUUAAAAUCGUCAAGGUACAAUACUGCGAAGGGAUAAAAUGCUUAUCUGUGGGAAUGCUCGUUGAUGCACACAGCACGAUGGAAGAAGGUUUGUGGGAUAUCCCUCCAAGCAGUUUGGUCACCCAAGAGAAAUUAGAUAUAUCAUUGUCAGACAUCCAGUUUUGUAGCAAGAAUGGUCUCGGAGAGUUGGGCUCUCUUAAGGGCAUUGUCAUAUGGAAGUGUCCUAUGCUUCUCUUUUCCAUGGUUUCAGAAGCAGCAUCAAUGGUACCGGGUCCUAGCCUCCUCCCACCAUCACUUUUGAAGCUCGACAUUACUGACAUGGUUGAUGGGCUAUUGGCACGCUCAAAGUUGGCCUCUCUCGCUGAAUUAUGCAUUGGCACAAGUCGGCUUUUGAUUUCUCUUGAUGUGUGUUCAUGUACAGCAUUACAAAAGCUCAAAAUCGAAGAGUGUGACCAGUUACAAUCAAUUGAAGGUUUACAGAGCCUCACCUUGCUAACCAAGCUGGAAAUCUUAAGCUGCUCAAAACUAACAUCAGUGCAACUGAAUCUCUGCACAUCGUUGGAGAAACUGAAUAUUGACGGAUGUGAUGCAUUAUGUACACUUGAAGGCUCAGGUUCUCUAACCUCCCUGAAAGAAGUGUGGAUAUCAACAAAUCCAGUUCUAUCGUACGUGGAGCUGCAUUCCUGCUGGGCAUUGGAGAAUCUCUGCAUUACAAAGUGUCCUGCGCUGGCAAAAUGGCAGGGUUUCAGGUCACUCACUGGUAUCAGGUCCUUGCAAGUUUCUGAAUCCCCUGGGUUCAUAUCGGCCUGGAAAUCAGCUGCAGAAGAGAUGAUGAGCGAGGGUCACUACAGUUUCUCAAUGCCACUUGAAUGCCUGGAAAUUGAUGACAUUGAAGUUCUUUCCAUGCCGAUAUGCAGACAGAUAACAUCUCUGGAGAGCCUAAAAAUCCGUGGUGUUCUUUACACUGCAGGGUCCGACAAAGUGGACAUGUUGUUGGAGCAUCACGAGCAGGCGCUGCAGCUCCUAACAUCCUUGAAGGAGGUGACAUUGUCGCAUUUUAAACAUCUGGAGUCAUUACCCUCGAAGAUUCAUGCCUUGCAGUUACUGCAAAGACUGACUAUCUCUAAAUGCCCAUGCCUGGAGUCAUUACCCUUGAAGAUCCAUGCCUUGCCGUUACUUCAAAGACUGACUAUCGAUGAAUGUCCAUGUCUGACUUCACUCCCGGAGGAAGGCCUGCCGCGUUCACUGGUGGAGAUGGAUCUUAUUUAUGGCACGGUAGAGUUAGAUGCACUUUGCAGGAGUAUCUGGAAAGAUGCACACUUCCGUCUGUAUAUCAAUAAAGUUGAGCAUCUGGGCGCUCCCGUGCCUCAUAGCGUAGAGGCGCAGCUAGAAUAG